AACUUCCUUAAAGGAUUCCAUUGGUGGCAGAUAAGAUCGAAUCUAUUUAUGGAUGCAUUUACCUCGGAUAGGAAGAGAUAACAAACAUAACUUCCUUCAACGAUCCCAUUGGUGGCAGAUAAGGGCAGAAUCAGUAUAUAUUGUAUAGCAUUAAAGAACGCAAUCACACGUUUGAAUACUAGCAUCUUGUGGCGGCAUUGCGACUUACUACUAAGACAUCUCUAUCAAGAUAACAAUUGAUGUCCGCAUGAUGAAGGCAUUGGUGAUAUUUGUGAUUGUGUGUGUCGUAAACUGUUCAGCUAACCCUGUGGCUGGAAACCAUUCGCAUGUGGAUGGAGAGGCUUUUAAAACCAACAAAAUACUAAUGGGGGACGAGGAGCUGUACAUAGUCACCGCUGCGGAUGGAACACCUUUGACAACCAUUGAUGUUUUCAAUGAUGAGGGAUAUGAAAUCGAGCUAAAUCCAGAUGGCAGCAAGUGUCGCCUUAGCCAGGUUCACGACAACAGUUCAUGCUUCGAAGAGCUACCACUUGCGGACGAUGAGCCGAUUUCAGCGCGUAUUUCUGACCGUUGCAAAGGCAGAGAGAUCGUGACCUUGAAACCAGUGGAUUGCGACGCUAAGUCCAGUUUCAAAGGAGAAGCAGCCAUUCGUGAAAAACGGCGGGUCGGCCCGUGCCGUUUAACGACCUAUCGCACCGUUUGCGUGACACGGUGCUGCUUUUACAGGAUGUGCAUCGUGCAGGUUUCGGUGAUAAUCUUCUGGUGUUAAUUCAAGAGUUUCGCACGACAGAUACCAGAAUAGACAAAAUGAACCACUGAUUUGCUUAAUAACAACUAUUCUGAUUUUUAAAACACAUUAUUGCAUCAAAUUACAACUUGUCCUAGAUCUUAUUUGUAUACGUUGAUUUGUAUAAUUAUGACUGUACUGCUUAUAAUGUAUCGUGCUUUUCAUAUUUCUGUUGAUUGGUUUCUGACAUAAUACUUAUAUUUUCUACUCACUGCUUUGGCGUCAAUACUAUACUUGAUUCAUAACGACUUUACUUUAUCUUUGUUUUUUUAUAAACCAUAAACAUUCCGAAAUUGUAUUAUAAGGAAAUAAACACUGUUCCGAAAAUAGUUUUGCUGAAUAUGUUAUCGUUAUAAAAUCCUAUUGCAAAACAUUCGCAUUAAAUAUACUUGAACUGU
Messenger RNA from Dreissena polymorpha, 1185 nucleotides. RefSeq lists its product as uncharacterized. NCBI's taxonomy places the organism in Eukaryota, Metazoa, Mollusca, Bivalvia, Myida, Dreissenidae. Bases 248 to 769 code for a protein of 173 amino acids. The transcript is spliced from 6 exons. The record is from RefSeq and is a predicted model, not a curated record.